Molecule: messenger RNA, 1080 nt
Organism: Mya arenaria
Lineage: Eukaryota; Metazoa; Mollusca; Bivalvia; Myida; Myidae
Product: LRP chaperone MESD-like
Exons: 2
Coding region: 53-331 (92 amino acids)
Biological process (GO): protein folding
Source: RefSeq, a predicted model, not a curated record
UUAAUGCAUUUUUCUUUACAGAUAUGUGGUCAGCGAAAAUAGAGUGAUAUUCAUGCUCAAUAAUGGAGCAAUGGCAUGGGAAAUAAAAGAUUUCCUUGUUAACCAGGAUCGAUGCGAGGAGGUGACAAUUGAAGGGAAAUCUUACCCCGGGAAGGCAUACAGUGGUGAUCCUGCAGCUACAGCAGAAGAUGAGCAUAAAAAGGACAGCAAGAAAAAUAAAAAGGGGAAAGAUAAAAAAUCAAAGGAAAGUGAAAAUAACAAGAAAGAAAAGGAAAUAACUGAUAAUAGAACUACUAAAGAUAAGAAAAAGAAGGAGAAAACAGAAUUGUAAUAUUUAUAAAUCUCAGCAUUUCAUAUAUGAAACAUGAUGAUAUACUCUGCUGGUUGUAUUAUAUAAUAUCAGGAAACUCAUCAAGUUACUGUCAUAGCAUUGCUUUUGUAUCUAUCUAUAUCUUAAAUAUAGAUAUUUAUGAAAGUUAAAUCUUGGAACUUCAUGUACAUCUCACCAGUGGCAAUACGCACAUGGUAAGCAUGGCUAAUAUGAUAAAAAUGACUGGCUUCAUGUGCUUUUUCACUGUGCCUUUGGAUAUAGAUUAUCUGCCAUCUGCAUAUUACAUUAUCAAUAUGACAUCAACAUAUUUUAUGAGUGGAUCUACAAUUUGAAGGAUUAGAGAUGGCCUUGGUGGCCAAUCAUAUGCACCUGUCUUCCAAAAUAUGUAAAACAUAUUUAAAUGCAGCAUGUGGGUGGUUCUUAGGAGGGUUGGGGUUUAAGAGACCUCCCCAAAUAUCACUUUGGUUAAUUACAGUCAGUAAUGAUGCAUUGUGGUGUAAUUUUAGAUUGUUGCAGCCAUUUAAUGUAUCAAGCUCAUUUGAACUGUUCUAGUAUUGCGGCACACCCUCUACCCUAUGGACCCACAAGUUGGCAUCACCAUCACAGUGUAUUUGUAUUUUACGUAAUUGUUACACUUAGAUUGAAUUUAUGUGUCAUUGAUUAAUAUGAAUAUAUGCCCCAUGUCUUGUAUAUCUUAAUCAUUGAUUUUGCAUUUGUAUAUAUAUAUAAAUAAUAUCAUUAAUAUUUGU